Molecule: messenger RNA, 2413 nt
Organism: Ailuropoda melanoleuca (giant panda)
Lineage: Eukaryota; Metazoa; Chordata; Mammalia; Carnivora; Ursidae
Gene: ZNRF1
Product: zinc and ring finger 1
Exons: 6
Coding region: 531-1253 (240 amino acids)
Biological process (GO): protein K48-linked ubiquitination; proteasome-mediated ubiquitin-dependent protein catabolic process
Cellular component (GO): intracellular membrane-bounded organelle; membrane; cytoplasm
Molecular function (GO): ubiquitin protein ligase activity
Source: RefSeq, a predicted model, not a curated record
GACGCGACCGAGGCUUCCCGAGCUCCGCCUGGCCGCCCAGCGCCGCAGCCCGCCCGAGGCCUGGAAGGGUCCGGGCCGGCGUCCAUGGUCGCGGCGUCCUGAGGCGGGGGACGCGCCCGGUGUCCCCAGCCCUCCUCCGCCUCCUCCUGUCCGGCGGGCGGCCUCCUCCGGCGCCUCCCUGCGCCCGCCCGCCGCCUUCCUCCCUCCUUCCCUGCGGCUCCACCGGCUUUCGGGAGCCCGGGGGCGGCCUGUGGCGCGCCGAGCCCGCGCCGGACUGCGCCUCUUUGGACCUUGAGGGGAAACAUGCGUUUGGCUUGGAUCGUUUUAAAUUCUUAGUUUGGGAUCUCCGCCCGCCUGCCUCUUCCGCCCCGUGGGUUUUCUUUUCUUUUUUCUUUUUUUCCCCUUUUUUUCCUCCCGGUCUCCUUUUUGACUCCCUCCCCCUUUAUGCUCGCCCAACCCUCCCCCCGCUGCUGAGAAGUGGGGGAGGGUCUCGGCCUCCAGGUUCCCGCCCCACCGGGGCCCGGGCGAGCAUGGGGGGCAAGCAGAGCACGGCGGCCCGCUCCCGGGGCGCCUUUCCGGGGGUCUCCACCGAUGACAGCGCCGUGCCCCCGCCGGGAGGGGCGCCCCACUUUGGGCACUACCGGGCGGGCGGAGGGGCCAUGGGGCUGCGCAGCCGCUCGGUCAGCUCGGUGGCGGGCAUGGGCAUGGACCCCAGCACGGCCGGCGGGGUGCCCUUUGGCCUCUACACCCCCGCCUCCCGGGGGACAGGCGACUCGGAGAGGGCGCCCGGCGGCGGAGGGUCUGCGUCCGACUCCACCUAUGCCCAUGGCAAUGGUUACCAGGAGACCGGCGGCGGUCACCAUAGAGACGGGAUGCUGUACCUGGGCUCCCGAGCCUCGCUGGCGGAUGCUCUACCUCUGCACAUCGCACCCAGGUGGUUCAGCUCGCACAGUGCCUCCCAUGCAAAUGUGCUCGAUGUGUACUCUCUUACUGGUUUCAAGUGCCCCAUUUGUUCCAAGUCUGUGGCUUCUGAUGAGAUGGAAAUGCACUUUAUAAUGUGUCUGAGCAAACCUCGCCUCUCCUACAACGAUGACGUGCUGACGAAAGACGCGGGUGAGUGUGUGAUCUGCCUGGAGGAGCUGCUUCAGGGGGACACGAUAGCCAGGCUGCCCUGCCUGUGCAUUUAUCACAAAAGUUGCAUAGAUUCGUGGUUUGAAGUGAACAGAUCUUGUCCAGAACAUCCCGCGGACUGACCCUGCUGGGCUCGUUUGCUGACUCCUCUCAAAGGUUUAUUUUAUUUAUUCCAAGUAAACUCCCAGAACAGCUGAUGAUGUCAGACAAAUCAGGGACAUUUGCUCUUUUUACCUUCCCCUCAAAAACUGAGGACACGGGGAGAAGAAAAAGCAAGGGUGAGAGUGAGGCAGAGGGACUGGGCCGGCGCCGGAGAGGGAAUCCAAACCCCGGCGGCACGUUUGGCUUCGGGCCCCAGAGCGGAACCACAGACGCCCGGCCAGCCUCAGCGGGAUGCACGCGGCCGGCCUCGGCCACCAGAGCGCGACUUACGUGUUCCGGUCCACACAGGGACAGCCAGCCCCCGUUCCUGAGAGGAGGCAUCCGACACGGGCAGAGCUGAGCUGGGGACACCAGUGGGAACAGGGCACCCCUUCUGCACUGACUUCCAGAGAAUGGUUCUCCCUUUCUCCCUGAGGACACCAAAUUGGAUGAGAGCAAGUUUGAGAGAAGAAUCAACUGCUAUCCUUCCCCUCACCCCUCAUCCCAGGAGGGAAAGGGCAUUUUCUUUUACACCUUUGAAAGGCGGUUGUGGGUCUGUCUAAAGUGUUUACAAAAAAAAAAAAAAAAAAAAAAAAAAAAUUAUAAAAAAAAAAAAGUCUAGUGUCGACUGGUGUUUUCCCUCGUGAUGUUUACAGAUUGCUGUCUGCUGCCCAGCUAGAGCCCACUCAGUGACAGAGACGAACGGGGCCGCACGCUCUGACAGCACAGGAGCAGACACACAGUCUCCUCCUGUGCCCGGCGCCCCCCAGCCGCCCUCUCUGUCACCAACCACUCUGCCUUGGGUGGUUUUUUUGUUUUUUGUGGGUUUUUUUGGUUGGUUUCCCCCCCUCCAUUUUUCUGCCUUGGUUUUGCACUUUUCUCCCCCUUGGGACCCCGAUAUGUAAUUUCAUUGCCAAAAAGCACCCAUCGAGGACCUUCUCCUCUCCUUUCCCUUUUCCUCUCCCUCCUUCCCUCCUGGUUCUGGUCAGUUCAGAGGGUUUAACAAUCACAAGUGUCCUGCAAAAAUGCCUGAACAUUUUUCUUAGACCCUUGUGGAUUUUUUUUUCCAGAAAACUUAAACAGAAAGACUUAUUAAAGGAAUAUGUACAGUUAUCCCUGUUUUCAGGCACUCUGUUUGAGA